AGACCCAAUUCGUUCAAGAAUCUGGCACUUUUGACUGACUGGUCACUGACAGCCUUUAGACCCAUAUACAGAGAGAAGCAAAAUCAGGGCAAACUGACUGUGUCAUUCACACAAGUAGUUUAUACUGCAGACUGGUGCUUAUUUAUGAAUAGACAGGAAAUGUAUAAAGAGGGGAGAGCUUUUGUGUUCAGAGAUUGAAUUGCUCUGUGAUUCAUGCUCAGCUUCAUUGUCAAAAACACAAAGUUUGGUGGUGGUAUUUUUUUUUUCAUAUCUCCCGAAUGUUUCUUUCAAAACGCACUGAGGACUGCGACUGCUGAUAGGAAAGCGUUCCUUAAUAUACACACACACAGGCACUUGACUUCUUUUUCGUAUUGCUGUGCGUUGCUGGUUAGGGAUCGCUAAAACAUUGGCUUUGAUGGUCGUCACAGGGUAUGCUUGCAAUCUCAAGUGCUUGUGAAUGAAAAAGACAUUUUCUAUUGAGUUGGCUGAGAGUCGCAACUUUUACUUUUGCUAUACACAUGUGAUCUCAUUACAAGAAUUCUGUCGGAAUGAAGGACUCCUUGUCUUUGGUUAACAAGGUCUGCUCUCAGACAGAACCUGGACCAAUGACACAGACUGAUGCCAAUGCUAAUCAACUCCCAAGAUGCAAGCCACCUGUGCCGAGGAAGCCAUCCAUCAGCCCCAAACCGGCUAACCUUUCGCGGUCACCCAGUGCCCCAACCAAUCAAGAUGGUACGGCACGAAACUCCCCUCCUCCUCUACCAAUAACACCUCCAAAUAGUGGAUUGAGAAAAACAAAGAGCACAUCUAAUGCCAGAAGCACACCACUCAGCACAUCAGCACAUAUGUCAAGCACAAAUCAUGCACAACCAGAUUUUAGCACAUCAAACUGCAAUCAGAUAACCAUUAAUGGAACAUUUGACCAAACAAAUUCAUCUUCACAGAAUGUGGACCAAUCACAUUUACCAAGUUACACAUGUGACCAAAAUCAGAAUGCAGCAUCAUCAAAUGAGGACUUGACCAAAUUCCCCAAAAGCCAAAGUUUUUCAAAAGCCCCCAAACCAAGACUCCCGAGAACUUCUUCCAAUUCUAAGGUCAACCAGAACUGCAGCCCGCUUUCUUCAAACUCAAAUUCUCCAAAUGUGGUCAGAAAAUCAAAGGAUCCUGUGUCAAAAAGUACUUUCUAUGAUAAUGAAUGUAAUUCAGUAGAAACCCAUUCUGGAAAGAGCUGCUUUUAUGUUGCAUCAGAGGAUUCAGGGAGCAAGACAACUGUGUCUGACAACCAGGCUGAUAAACAAGCAGCUUGUGUGGAUAAGAAAUCUUUGUCUGAAACUGCUUCCCAUUUCAAUGGAGAAAACACCAUUACCAACUCUACUAAGAAACCUGCCAAAAUUCCACCCAAAGUUCCUCCAAAAGUCAGUCCAAAAAGAGUGGGAAGCCAGAAGAAUCUCUCUGCUUCUGUUGAUUCUCAACCAAAACUUGUUCCUUCAUCCACUUCUGAGUGUGUGUCAAAGAACGUUGAAGUAAGGGUGGCAGAAACUUCGGCAUUACCUUCUGGAGAUGAUAGUGGGCAUUGUUUGAAAGUGGAGAUAGACUCUGCAUCACAAGAUGUGAAUGGAAACUCUAAUGUUGCUGAGGUACAGACAUUGAGUCCCAGUAUCGGGGGUAAAACUCCAUCUCCAAGACCAAGACCCCAGCCCAAACCCAGGAAAAGUAUGACCCCAAGUCCAAGGAAGGUAGGGGAAAAAUUUGAAGAUGAUAUUAAAAGUGAUGAAAGUAAGUCAGUUGAUCCCACACCAAAGAAAGAAACAGAUGCUGACAAACUGAGCAAUGAUGUUGGUAAGGUGUCUGAAAGUGUGGAUGAAGUGACAGAGAUUGUAGUUGAAGUGAAAGACAAUGUGGAGAAAGUUUUAGAAAAUGUGGAAAAUAGUCAAAGUGAAAAGGGAAUAUCCUGUGAAUGUAACAAAGAAGAAAAAGUGAACGACUUGGAACAAAAAUGUCAUGUGAAUAAUCCCCUUGACAUGACUUUUAGGACAUCUGAAGCCAAACCAUCUAAGGAAAGUCUUGUGGACCAAACUAGUAUUGUCUGUGAUAAAACCAAAUUUAAUGAACCCUUAGAUCAACCUGAGAUUAUUACUCAAGACAGUGUGAAGCAAAGUGACGAACCUGUGCUUUCUGCUGUGGAAGAAGAUAAUUCAGCAGGAAAUGUUGUGCAGAGUGAUUCAAAGAACCCUGUGGAUAUAUUAGGGGAGGAUCUUCCAGAGACUUCAUCCCUUUUGGAUGAGAUUGAAAAAAUUGUCACAAAGAGGAUGAGUAGUCUUGAAAACCCUGUGCAGGAAGAUAUGGAAGAGAAAAAUCAAAACUUACCCAUCAGACCCCCCAGACCAAAGCGCGAGUCCAAGAAAACGUUUUCCAUAUGUUUGGAUGGGAACCCAGUGGAAGGGGAUUUCAGGGGUUCCACAUCAUCUGUAAAUGAAAUGCCCCCACCUAGUAGUAAGAAACCACCAAAACCUAAAAGACAAAAGCUCAACAAGAAUGUUGUAAGCAGGAGUCAGUCGGAUGUGUCUGGAAUCCGUUCACAUGGGCUGGAUCUGUGUAGCAAAGAGAUAGACAUUGACGCCAGUGAGGAUGACAAAGACAAGAAUGGUCCUGUUGUGCCCCCUAGAAGAACGCAAGCCAAAAGUGGAGGGAAAGGUAGAAGUUUGACUGUGGAUUUCUGUGUGCCAGCUAACCAGCAUGCUUUGCUGAGGGAAAUUGCUUUGGCAGACCAUAGAAGGGAACUGGAGGCUUCUUCAAGUCCAAAAAGUCCACAGUCAUCACAAAGUGUUGAAAACCUGCACAGCCAGACAAGCUUGCAAAACACGAAUCGACAACUCCGUCCCUCGCGAAAAGCACCUCCACCCCCACCCCCCUCCAUAGACUCCACUCCUAAAUCCACAAAAACUGACAAAAAAGAUUCCACAGAGGAUAUCUGUCAUCCACACAAUAACAGUAUGUUUGGUGGCUCUCUUUCAGCCCCCACAAUAAGUGAUGAUGACACCAGUAGUGUGGAAGCUCAUGAGUAUCACUACAUCCCAGAGGACUUGAUUAAUCCACCAUCUGCUGACUCCACUCUCCACAGAGAGAAAUCACCUUCUCCACCUGAUCUUCCACCUAGGACCUACAACACAAGUCUUUCUACUUCAACCUCUCUGAUUAGUCAGUCUGUUUUGAAUGAUAGCUGUCUGUCAGAUAAGGACCGCCCAGUGAGUGUGGUUAGCGUCUUCAGCAGCCAAUCAGAAAGUGGCUCAUUUGGACAUGGAAAUGAUGAAUCAAGCUCAGAGGAUUCAGAAACUGAAAGUAGUGAAGACAAGAUUGCCAGGAAACGGGCCAAGAAAGUGUUCUACAUCGCUAAAGAGAUCUGUUCCUCGGAGGAAGUUUUUGUUGACGUUUUGAAGCUCUUGAACCUGGAUUUCCGAGUGUUCGUUUCGCAGGCCACAGAAGCCAGUGGUAAGCCUGUGAUUCCUAAUGAAGUCCUGAACAAGAUCCUGAACUAUCUUCCCCAGCUACAGAACCUGAAUGAGGAGCUACUGAAAGAUCUACAGACCAGGGUGGCCAAAUGGGAGGAUUGUCCCCAGGUGGCAGACAUUUUCGUAAGGAAGGGACCAUUCCUCAAGUUGUACACUUCAUAUAUUAAGGAUUUCUCGGAAGCCACGGAUAUCAUGGACGAGGCUUGUAAGAAAUAUCCCUCAUUUCUCACCGCAGUCAAACAGUUUGAGAGAAGUCCCCGAUGUGCCAAUUUAGGAUUGAAACAUUACAUGUUGAAACCCAUUCAGAGAAUUCCACAGUACAAACUACUGCUUCAAGAUUAUCGGAAGCACUUGACUCCGGAGUCUCCGGAUUAUCAGGAUACGAUAGUUGCACUGAAGAUUGUGUCAGAUGUUGCAGACCAUGCAAAUGAGAGCAUGCGGCAGGGGGAUCAUGUACAGAAGAUGUUGGAGAUCCAGAAAUCAGUGGAGGGGAACUAUGAGGUCAUCAAACCUGGCAGGACCUUUCUGAAAGAAGGAGAGUUAAUGAAACUGUCCAGGAAAGAGAUGCAACCCAGGAUGUUCUUUUUGUUUAAUGAUGUCCUGUUGUACACUUCCCCCAUUGCCACGGGAGGAUACAGAUUUAACAACGCCCUUACCUUGGUCGGAAUGAAAGUGAGCAAGCCAAAGAGAGAUGACCUGAAGACUGAGUUCAACAUCAUCAGCAUACAGCGCUCAUUUAUGGUGAUCGCAAAGAACGAGGAGGAGAGGAACAGUUGGGUGGACAUGUUACAGAGGGCUAUAGACGACCAGACGCAUCGCAGGAACACGUUCGAAAACGGGAAAACCGGCGGACAGUCUUUCUACGACAUCUACGACGUGAACUAUGAGCUGGGCUCCAAGGCCCCUAUCUGGAUCCCUGACACGCGUGUCACCAUGUGUAUGAUCUGUACGUCAGAGUUCUCUGUCACGUGGAGGCGACAUCACUGUCGAGCGUGUGGGAGGGUGGUGUGCUCUAACUGUUCAGAUAACAGGGCCCCCUUGGAGUACCUCAGGAAUAAAUCGGUGCGAGUCUGUGAAGAGUGUUUCCAGAAACUCCAGACAGCUUUAGAAGAGAAGGAGAAACAUCAUUGUUUGGAUGACAAGUUUACGCAGGGUCAGGACGGGUCAUUUCUCAGUCUAGGGAACUUGAAGGAGAGAUUUCGACAAAUUCGACGCAGUGCCCGGUUCACACACCAUCCGACAACAAAGAGACCGGGCCGACUCAAAAUUCAUGCCAGUGACCCGGAAGCCACCAUCAGCGGCUACCUGUUCAAGUGGCACAAGGACAAGAAGUGGAAGAAGUACUGGUUCGUGAUGAAGGACAAGGUCCUCUACACAUUCAAGGCUUCAGAGGAUGUGAAUGCUAUAGACAGUGUGUCUGUCCUGGGCUAUGAAAUAUGUCACUACACAGAGGUUUUCGAGGGAAUACCAGCUAAUCUGUUGUUCAACAUGAAACAUAAAAACCAGCCACCAAUCAUCUUCCACUCAGAGGAUGAAGUCACGGCCACAAGGUGGAUACAAGCUAUGGAGGAAGCUUCACAACUGAAGACCUGACCGCAAAGUGGUGUGAAAAUCUCAACUCGUAACUCGUUGUGGUUCCAAUGAUCUCAGACAUCUCGGCAAUUCUCGCAGCUGAAUAUCCCGUAUCUCGCUGUCGUCGGUACAUGUAGUGGAGGGCUGCCUCAGUUACAGAGUGCUGACAUCAAAACAUCCACAAGCUACUGGUCGUAAGUGGUCCAUCAAUGUGUGUCAAACAGACAAUAACUUCAGCGCGGGUAGAACUAGGUUGCAGACUCUGGUUCAUGUAAAUGCUAGCUAGCUAAGGUUGAAAAAUAGUUG
Molecule: messenger RNA, 5387 nt
Organism: Magallana angulata
Lineage: Eukaryota; Metazoa; Mollusca; Bivalvia; Ostreida; Ostreidae
Product: FYVE, RhoGEF and PH domain-containing protein 6-like
Exons: 22
Coding region: 549-5102 (1517 amino acids)
Cellular component (GO): cytoplasm
Molecular function (GO): guanyl-nucleotide exchange factor activity; metal ion binding
Source: RefSeq, a predicted model, not a curated record